Messenger RNA from Xyrichtys novacula (pearly razorfish), 25957 nucleotides. The record is from the annotation of a GenBank genome assembly. NCBI's taxonomy places the organism in Eukaryota, Metazoa, Chordata, Actinopteri, Labriformes, Labridae.
AUGGCAAUGGUAGUAAACCAGUGGCCAGAGAACAUUUCUGCAGAUCCGGGCUCUCAGCUCCAGAUUUGCGGACAGGAGCCCGGCGGGGCACCGGGAACCCCCAACGGUUCCACCCCGGGGAACGAUGCGCUUUCCGGGGACAAGAUCCCCAACGUGGACUGCAUGGUGUGCGGGGACAAAUCCAGCGGGAAGCAUUACGGUCAGUUCACCUGCGAGGGAUGCAAAAGCUUCUUCAAACGUUCAGUGAGGAGGAACCUGUCGUACACCUGCAGGGGGAACCGGGACUGUCCCAUCGACCAGCACCACAGGAACCAGUGCCAGUACUGCCGGCUCAAGAAGUGCCUCAAAGUCGGCAUGAGGAGAGAAGGUAAGACCACAGCUAUGCGGUGUGUGUGUGUGUGUGUGUCUGAUGGAUUCAACAUGAGAGACGUCUGUUUACAAACGCGUAAUUCUGUGCGUAAACUUGUGCGUAAUGAUGUUAAAUAUCAAACUUAACAGGCUAUUAAGGCUGGAGCUCAACCGUAAAAGUUUUAACUAGUUCAGACUCUUCUCUACAUUUGCUUGAGUUGAGCUGUUUUACUCGUUUAAAUGUGUUUCUACUCCAAUUUACAAUAAUAAAAGCACAUAAGAGCUGAUUUGUUGCAAGAAAACAUCCAAGAAACUCCACAAUGAUAUACUUCUGUUGGGGGAAAAAGAAGAAUACAAAUCUAAAUCUGUGACUCAUGCACUUUUUCCAUCUCACAUGUCUAAUUAAACUUCCAAGCGUGAGAUGUUGUGCGUAAAAUACGCGUUAUGUCUUCACGCCUGUUGCUCUAAAUGUUUAUUCCACAGCCGCUGUUGUUAUGGGUAAAUAAUCAGUCACCACCUGCGGCUCCACAAUGCUUAUUCCACAUUCAUUUACCAAAUCUAGCGCAUUCACUGCGGUGCGCUGUGUUCUGUGAAAUCCCUCCUUUGUCCCUCUGUUUUAAUUACGCUGUUUGCUCACCGACACCCCGAGCCGCUAUAAGAGGAUGCCGCUACAUUUGUUGUAUUGUGUUGGAUUAACAACGGGUCAGUUAGUGCCAAAGAGGAGCACAGCAAACGUGUUGGUGGAGAGGAGCGCUUCCCUUAUUAAUUAUCAUUCAGCGGCGACGUCCCAUUCAGCAGGGAUGCGAGGGUACAUAUUUUAAAAUGUGAAGCAAAACGGAGCCAAAAGUUCUUUCUGCGAACAUCUGCGUUGGCAGAGAUUCACUUUUGUUUGUUUACGCACGUUGGAUCAACUCCAACCAUCAAUAAAUCGUUUAGAAAACUCCUCAAUUUGGAGCGUUUAUCAGGAUUAAGAGUCGCCUCUGUGGUCAAAAGGACUUGAUAUUGUAGAUUUAUUUGAUUCUGCGUCAUAUAGUGGACAACUUGAUAUUUUUACGCAUUUUUACGCACUGAGGCGUUUGAGAGCAAAGAGUGAAUUUGAUUCACUUCAAAAUCCAUGAGAUGAAUUGGUCACGUCUGGCUGUCUGUAUUUUCCCUCCAAGAGGACAAAACAGGGUCAGCAGCAGCAGCGUCUUAGAGGAUGAGCAAUCUUGCUCAAGGACACUCUGGCAGAGGUUGUUGAAGGACACAGGAGAGUGCGUCUCCACUACACAACGACCCCGCCAACCUUUGUUCUCUGAGGCUGAAUGUAAACACACAGACGCUGGAAAUACCCGUCCUCCUCCUCAGACGUCCUCCUUAAGAGUUCUCGCUUUAGAGCACUGCUUCUCCUAUCUGUGAGAGUGUGUGUUUAUGUGAGUGUAUGUGUGUGCACUGUACACAGUCUUACCUCAUGUAAAAUACCCGCGAGCCACACCACACGGUCGCUUUUCUCUCUGGCUGAAUGAACCCGUGGAAAUCGCCUGACGAGCUGUAGUGUGUUUACUGCAAAAAAUAAACUUACACAGUCACUCUAGUGUGGAGGGAAACUGUAAAAAUAGACAUUUCUUGCAUGUUCAAUCACUGCAGAAGAGAUUCGUCUUCCAUAGUUUCAGAUUGUCAGUGUUUUGAGACUCCUAAUCAAACGCCGAGGGUGAAUGUAAAGUACAGAUUGUUUUCACUCUCACUUCUUUCUUUCAUGCCCUUUUAAAGUUACAGGCUCCACGUGUUCAUAUCUUUCUGUAAAUGUCUCGUUGAAAAAAACAUUUUCUUGCAGUGUUGACCUUCCAGCCUCGAAGGCAGCACAUGCUUCAUGAGCAUGAGCCAAAAAAAUCCCAUGCAAAAGAAUUCGCCUUGCUCUUUAGAUGAGAUAACAUUGUGCUGCUGUGCAAACAGGCUGCAAACUACUUUACACUGCAAUAAAAGUCACCUUAAGAAAUAUCUGAAUUUUUAAACCAGUGUCUGUUCUGCAAAAUUACAGAUUCAGUUUUUGCUUUAAUUCUUUUUUUUUUUUUUUUUUGUGGUGUUGCUUGUUGAGAUAAGAGCAGCAGCUGUUGGCUGACUGAAUGAAAUUCCAGGAAAAUCUUUUGAAAACAGACAGAAUUUUGCAAACUGUUUACAAAGACAAUAUCAAGUUGAUCUUUUCGCCUGUUGACCCCUGGAAAUAGUCCUUUUUUCACAGCUGGCUCAAAGUUGUGUGCAUAAGCUUAAAUUUGGAGCAGGUCACUUUACAUUGGCUGAGCUCAUCUGCCGGUGCAUUUGAGGUCAGCAGGAUUAAACGGUGUCCUUAAAUCCUCUUUGUCGGCUGACUUCUGUUUAUAAACCAUCAUUUGUCUACUUAGGACGAUUUUUGUCAAAACACAUGCACUGGGAAAAAAAAUACACAUCCACUUUUAUCAGAAUUUGAAAGCAGGCGGGUGUAAAGAAAGUCACGCUGUAUCGCCCUGAAUUUAAAAGACGUCACUCAGCUUUACGGUUGUUUUUCCACCGGUUAGAUGAGGCAGAAAUCAAAACAGAGGCAUCCUUAAAUAUUUGUGUAAACAUAAAUAUUCAUGCCUGCAUUUAUCAGACAAACCCCGCAUCAUUAUUUCAUUGUUACAUGUACAGUAGAUUAAACUCGGCUGAAUGCAAAGAUUGAGUUUGUAAAAAUGGAAAGUGGGAUUGACUGUUAAAGCGCUCAUCCCUCCUGGAGGUCCUGCAUUAGUCAUGAUUCCUCUGCAUUAUUCAGUAAGGUUCAGGUGAGGCUGUCAAGAAGAUGCAAUGUUUAUUUUCAAUCCUAAUGAUCCAGGUAAAAUAUGCACAAUCAUCCUUUAAAAUAAAGCAGAAACUUUGGCUGAGUCAUGAGUGGAAAUGCAGCCUGUACUGUAAGAUUCUGUUACAGCAUAGAGAUGAAAAUCUUCACCACUUUAAGAUUGAACUCUGAAGACGGCUCAUUUUGUUUUUAGCAUUUCUCAAUCGAUUCAAAAGUACUUCACGCUCUGGACAGCCUGACCCGUCUUCUUGAACCCCUCUCCAUCCAAAGAGAAACUUUUGUUUUCACUCCGUCGUUUAAUAUCACUAACACUGCUGCGUGACUUUCCUGUUUAGACUGAAUUAAUAUUUAUCUGCCUGAGCAGACGUGCUAAAACUUUCAUGAUCUGACCGCGUCACUUUCAAAAACUUCUUCUGCUUUCAAGUGAGAGUGUCUUCUUUUUUUUCCUUCUUCUUCCUCCUCCCAAAGGGGACGUUUGACCUCUUUCUGCAGACUGCUGCGCACAACAUCAUAUCAUUUGUUGGAGACUUUUAUCCCGAGCACCUUUCAGCGCACCGUGACAGCAAACAUUUCUGUGCCGGCCUCAGUGGGAGACAGACCUUUCUAAAAACCUUGGCAGCGUUGGUGUCAUUGUCUCACCACACGCAGACACGCACACAUACACAACCUCAGCUUGUUUCUCUGACAGAGCUGUGUUUCUGGGGCUGAAUAGGAAGCAGGGAGGCAAAGAGAAUCAGCCUGACAGAUCCUUUGAACUGGAGUGAAUGUUUUAAUUUUGAAGCAGCCCACGAGGACGAGAUACUGACUUCACCGAGGACACAAAAACACGUGAGGAGGUUUACUGCGCUGACACAGGCACGCAAACACAACACCAUCACGCUUGUUUGGCUUUUUGCUCAGGUCAAACACCUGUGCAGGUAAACAAACACCUUAAAGACAGGCACACAGUCCAUGCAGAGCUUUGAAUAUGUACAUAAACACAUUUAGUAGUUUUACAACCUGGAAUUUAAAUAGACUAAUUUGAGCUUUCUAUCAUUUGUCAAAUGACAGAGACAGCUUGUGCACCUGAUGGUAGUUCAGGGGUUUACAACAGAGUACUGUAAAUGUUUAAUAUAUCUCCGUGUGAGAAAAAACUCAGGCUGCCAAACAAUAAAAAUUCAGAGGUCAUAAGUAAUUAACUGCAGAUUCAAAAUUCUUAUUUUGCAUUUGGAAACACUUUUAAGUUCAUAAUAAAUUAUAAAAAUAUGAUUUUAAAAAGUAAUUUCUCUGAAUGUCAAGGAGUUUGUUGUCUAAAUAUUGUCAAGUGAUUUUAGGUUAAUACAACAGCAUUCACACUCUUCAGGAGUUUCAGUUUAGUUGCUCUCUGGUCUUGUGUGAAUCAAACUCUAGUUCCCUCCAGGAAUAAAACAUGACUGGUUUCAACACGCCAACCAGACGCUAACCCCUCAAACCCAAGCCGUCGUCAGAGUUGACUAGCUUGCAGUCAGUAACCACCCACUUUGCAGCUAUGUAGUCAACUUCUGUUUUGUCUGUUUUGGUUCAAAGUUGGUGUCCGAACAGCUUUUGUGUUGCAGUUGCCUGCUGACAUCAGUCCGAUAACCUGCACCUCUAUGUUUAGCUUAGAUGUUGGCGAUAUUUUGGCGAGUUCUUUAAAACAGAUUGUGCCAUCUAAAAGCUCAGUGUUGUCAUUUUCUGUGAUGCAGCAGCAGCUUAACUGUGGUUUGCCAAAAUGAACAAAAAAAUGUGCAAUUAAACACCAACAGUUUAAGACAAAAAGUAAACUUUCUGCACAACUUUGAAAAGAAAAAACAUGAUUAAAGGCACAAACAUUUUAAUCAACCAGUCAGAUUUGCCAAAUUGUGAUGAAAGUUAUUAAAAGAUAGUCUAAAAUAAAGCAGGUCUAGUCUGCUGUGAUCUUCUGAUAUAUUAUUCAAAGAAUAAAUGAUUUAUGAAUAAGCACAUGGGCACAGCUGCAGGGUAAACUCUCGUUAAACCGGCAGAAAACUCAAACUUAACCAGAGUCAGCGGUGUACAGGUGUCUGCUUUAUUAGACGGACUGAGAAAAUGGGAAAGAGAGAGGAGACAGAGAGAGGGGGACUGACCGAUGUACAGCCAGAAAAUCACACAACAAAUGCUUAAUUUGCUGUCUGAUCUUGUGUAUUUCCAUUACAACCACAUAAAAUUCAUGUUACUUUGCAGUUUUAAAAGGGCAGCUUUCAGAAAGUUAAAGCUCCUGUGAGGGACUUAAUGUUCAUGUUGAUUUUGGCGCCCCCUGUGGGCAAAGCAGCACCUCUUAUUUCUUUGAUUUUGCUGUGCAUAUGUUUGAGUCUAAUCCCUCAAGAAUUUUGGUUGUGAGAAGUGAAAACAAAGGACACUGGUGGUUUUGUCGACACCUACCCUGCACCAGCAAUUUCAUACAUUAAGAAACACUAUGGAGAAAUAUUUGCUUUUUUGGUUCAUAUAUAGAGUCAUCAGUAUGAAUUUUAGUCUGUUUUAUAACUGGUUAAAAACUCCUCACAGGAGCUUUAAAGGUGUUAAGGGUGAAUACUAAAGGAAAGCACCGAGUUAAGUCAAGUGUCAGUCCGAACAUCUGCUCACAGCACAGGAAUCUUUAACAUUCAACCCUCAUGCAGCCCCUCCUCCUCCUCCAGCAGCAGAAAAUAUAGGUCAACCAAAACUAAAACAUUAAUAACAAGCAGGCUGGAGUCAAAGUCCAAAUGCGCGAGUGGGCCGGGGGGCCUGUGCAGCAAGUAAAUACCCCACUGAAGGCCAACAGACAGCGUGUAUCGACUAAUCCAUACUCCAGAGUGGGCAAUUUAGCAGCAAAACAUGGCUGCCUGUCCUCCUCUGCCCCUGAAAACCCUCACUUAUCCCAGUAAUUUAGCUAUUGACAAAUUCAAAUACUUAACCCCUGUCACCACCACACUCACAGGCUCGGUCAUUAUCAGAGGCCUCUCAGAGGAAAGUGGCUCUCAUUGAUGCGUCGUUCAGUACAUUAAAGUGAUCCACACAGCGUUGUCUGCACGGUUAACUUUAACGCCACGUAACUGCAUGUGAGCGUUUGCGUAAACGACCUCUUCUAUUCCUGUAGAUCUCAAAGUUUCCGCAUGAAUCUUUAACAUACUGUGAGACUCCGACUGUUUUGCUCGUCACUCAAGCAGCUCAACCUGUUUUUGCGUGUCACUCAGGUCACUUGUAAUAACACACAUGAGAAAAGAGGCAAAUUCUCAGUCAGGAACAUUUAACCUCUCAACGAGGCUCCUCAGUCGCUCUGCCGCACACGCUCGCUCUCUCCCACAGCGCUGUGGGGAAUCUGAGCACAUUUAUAUUUUAGGCAGACAGUUGAUGAUCUUAUCAGUGCUCUCUCUGAGAGGGAGCGGAGCAGCAGUAAUAACAGUCAUAGGAGCAGAAGAGGCCACAGUGGACCCAAACAAGCUCAAACAAACUCUGUCUGUUUGUAUUAACACCUAAAAACUGUGAUUUUCUCGCUGAAGAGCAGGAGGUUUUUGUCAGUUUUGGUGCCUCCUUUAAAUCCAGCCAUGCACUUUUAUCACUUUGCAAAUUUAAGUGUUUUUAAAGCUCCUGUGUGGAGAUUUCAAACAGUUACCAAACACUCUGAAAUUCUCUUUAGUGUCUCUUAAUGAAUUAGAAAAGCAAACAAGAUCACCAGUAACAAAACAGAUCAUUUCUUUAUUUUAUUAUGGAUGCCUCUGUGACAGCUCCUGUGAAGUGAUACAAAGAUUGUUUGGUCAACAGGGGGCGCCACAGUCACCACAAACCUGGGUUCAUCAAAGGAGUGUUUCCAAACAUGUCUCUUCGAGUGAAUCCUUGUUACGGCAGAUCUGACAUUAUCCAGUCAAACACUCGAUCUUGAUUCCAGUUUGUUUCAUAGUGUGCUAAAAAAGUCGCCACAGGAGCUUUAAUGGAAAUUCAUGACAUCUUUUCACCUCUAUUUUUUAUCACAUUAUCAAAGGCGAGUGUCUCUCCGCUCAACCCCCCCUUUUUUUCCAGUCAUGCAGACACACCUGUCUUUCUCAGAAUUUAACACCCAAUACAAACACUCAUAAAAAUACAGAGUAUAAAGGCCUGUAAAGUCAGGGUCUGUGAGUCGAUUUUUGAUUUGUUUUUGGUUCUUAGUUAAGUCUAGUUUAUUUGCACAUUCUACAAAAAAAAGACAAAGGGUAAUAAAAGCUUUAACAUGAUACAGAGAAAGAUUGAAGCACCAAAAAGACAAACCUAAAGUUCCUUACUGGAGCUUUAAAGUAAAGAUACAGUAAACAUAAAGAUACAGGUGGACUGAUCCAAAGAGAUGAUCCUCUGUAUUACACUGUGAACAGACCGAGGGAAGUCGUUUGAGUGUCUCGAAUAAUGUGAAUGAACAAGGAAGACUUAAAAAACACUCAAAAAGAGUGGGCAGGUUUUGGGUUACGUGUGCAUUUUUAUACAUGACUUUAGAGCUAUUCUGAAGAAUUUGAGGCCGGUCAUGACACGGAUAAGAUUUUUUUUUAAUGAUGAUUCUAUAUGGGCGAGAAAGAAAAGCAACCACCUGAUAAUUCCUAAAUUGUCAUUUUUAGUCUUAUAUACUGCUGUUGGGAAGGAAUCAGACAGUAUGAGAUACAGCCCUCUGCAGUUACUCUUCAAAUACUAACAUGUUCUGAUAGGUUUGAGUGGUGAAAGAUUGGAGGAUACAGUGUUUUUCUGUCAGAAAGUAUUACCUACAAAUAUAUACAGGGUUGCUUUUUGUAUGAACACCAAAUUAGUUUCUUUUUGUAAGGAUUGGUAAUGGCAAAGAAUGAAAAUAGGAUUAUAAUUUGAGUAUUAAAUGUUAAAAAUAUGAAUCCACUCUCAUUGUAGUGUGAGCUGGAGAGGCUUUCUUAGACGAAAGAGUCUUCCCAACAAAACUUUAUGCAUGGCUUCAUCUCACAAGGGAAAUGUGGGUGUAUGUGUUUUGGGUGAACUGGCCCUUUGAGUGUUUUUUUUAUUAUUUCAAUGUCAUAAUAUUUGGUAGCUAAAGGCACUUAAACAGUUUGCCAUCCACUUACAUUAAUCAAGCCUCAGCCAUAUUUAACUGUGUGAUCAAAACAAUAAUCGCUGGUUUGAGAUACGACAUGCAUGCACAGCCUGACACAUAAAUGUCUGAACUCAGAGAAAAGACGCACUUUGUCCCGAUGUGCCCCGCUGUGUGGAAAAGAAAAAGCUGGAGUGGGAGGAGGGGCUGUGUAAGUGUAAAUAAGGAUAGCGUGAAUCAGAGUUGCUGAGUGCCGGCUGAAUUUAGUUUACUAAUUAAUGCAGGAACUGCCUCAUCAAAGUCUGAGAGAGAAAGAGAGAGAAAGACAGAGAGAGAGAGAGAGACUGAGGCAACACGGCUUCCACACAGCAGAGCUUGCAAAGUUCCUCACGCAAAGCUCCUCUGCCCUCCAUGUCUCUGUCUCUCUCAGUCUGUGUCACGACUCUCCCGCCCGCUCCUGCACUGCCUCCGGUUCUUCUGCACUCUGGUUCUGUUGUGUCUGUCACGUUGGCUGCAUACCUCUGCUCCUUCAUGUUCGACACACAAGUGGGGCAAAGGGUCUUCUUUUGGUGGUCUAUUUUUAUGAAUGCCUGUGCGGUUGUGGAGAAAACAGCAGGUCAUAGUGUUGUACUGGUUUUUAGCUGAGACUGCUAAUGUUUCUUGAAGUCUCAGGACUUUCAUUUACGUCACAGCUGCACAGUUUCUCUGCGAGGUCACCUUAACAAAGAGCCUUUUUUACAUUUUCGUCUCCCAAACAUUUCUAGACAGUUUAAAGUCUAAUAUGAGAUCAUUAACGCUGCAUCAUGAUAGUGGAGACCUACAUUAUGAGAGCCUUUCUAAAACAAAUCUCCUUCUUCUACUUUGGAUGUUUUUGUUCAUCCUGUUGUGUUCCUAAAUCAUACAAGUCUAGGUUUGCUUUCUCACACUGAUGCACCUCGACUUCAUGCAGAAAUUGUGCUCAGAGGCUUUGAAAGAGGAAGUCUGGACAGAGUCAGGGUGGAUAUCUUGGCCGUGUGAGUUCAAUUGCUGCUCCAGGAGUUUGCAGAUAACUCGCCUCCCGAAGUAGAAUGCUUUCUCAAACAAAACAGAUAUAGAAAAUAGAGAUGUCCUGAUACAAUAUUGAUAUCGGAUAUAAGAUAUCGGUCUGAUAUCAGCCAAAAAACAAAUAUCAGAUGAUAUUGGCCUGUAUCUAAAAUCUCUGAUAUCAGCAGUCCAUUCCAGACUCCGCUCCAGCACUUCUAUCUAGCAGUGCCAGUUCCAGCAUGUAGAACCCACGUGAUCACAACAACAGUGUGUACUAAAGUACUAACUAAGUAGCAAGGAGUAGCAGUGAUGUCGGCUGUGUGGAAGUAUUUUUCGUUAAAAUCCGAAAAAGAUGUUGCAGCUGAGUGAAAAACUUGUCACACACGAGUUUGUACCGACAUCAGAUCCAUAUCUGUAUGGAUGUCAUAUUGGAAAUAAAAGAGAUGUAUCAGGACACCCCUGAUAGAAAACUUUGUCGGUAAUGUCCUCUUCAAAAGUAAAACUCAUUGUGACAUUAAUGCAAAAAUCAACAAUAAAUCAUAAAAGGCUCCAUAAAAGAGCCUGUGAGCGUUACGGAGGGUCAUUUCUGAGUGAAAAUCAUGAGUCAGCACUUUGGCUGUCACCAGGUGUCCACAUGAUAAUACUCCCCUUACUUCUCUCUGUCCAGCAUCGCCCUCUUUGUCCCCCUCUCUCUCUUUAUCUCUCCACUCUCUCCGGCGUGGUUUACACAUUAGCUCCUAUCUGCUCCUAUCUCACUCCCUCCCUGCUGCAGAGCGCUGACCUGCGGGUCAAAGUUCAGGGCCAAAAUAAAACCAGGAGGGCCGCGGGGGCCUCGGUGUCACAUCACACGCUGCCCUCUGAUCUGGAUCACACCCAUGCACACACACACACACAGAUGUUGUAGAGGCACACACACACACACACACACACACACACACUGAAGGGUUUAAAAUUACAUCUCUCUUUAACCUCCAAAUCCUAUUUUUGCAGCUUUGAAAGCAUGUUUUCAGAUAUUUCUGUUUGAUGGCAGCGUUGCAGAAUAUUGUAAUGUCGUAAACCUCUUUAGCACACACUGGGGCGCACAAACAAACCCACACACUCACACACACACUCACACACACAUAUACUCAGGGUUAUGCAGGGUAACAUGUUUAUUUUCUAGAAGCUUUAGAAAUGGAAAAGCUACUUAUUAAACGCAACUGCUGGCCUGAGCCAAAUCUUUAAUGCCUCUGUGUUGCCCCGGCACGGUGACCUUUAAGUCCAAAUGUUGAUAGGCCUUAAUUGUAUUUAGCUGCUGUAAUUCCACUAACAGUCUGACCCAGAGGCUAAUCCAGGGCAGCCAGGCAGCGAACUGUGCACUCCGCCAGCUGCCAUUUGCUGAAGUGGCAUUUUGAAAGUCGCAGCUGAAAUGUCCCAUGGUGCCUUGUGUUUGCGUGCACUUUUCCUCCUCUGCCUCCUUCGCCUGCCCUUACCUACACGCCAUGCUGUUUUGCUCUGGGUUUUAGGGAUUUCUUCCGUCAUCUUUGUAAGUGCUCUCGACUUUGUAUUGGAAUAAUUUUGUUUGCCUGGAUAGAAGAAUAAGUUUGAUUAAGUUUACAAAUAUCUUUUUUCUUCUUAAGUCAAUCACAUUAAACUCAGCUAUGGUGCAAUUAAAAUGCAGGAAUCGGCUUAUGGCAGACGCCCAAAUUGGACUUUAUACCCCACCCCCCCUUUAUUCUCCCUGACCCUGGUUUCCCUUUUCUUUAUCCGCGGGCAUCUGUUUCUCUCUAAUGUCAUUUCUGUCUCUCCCACUCUGUCGCUGCCCUCCUCUGUGUCACGACGCGACAUCUCUCUGUCUCUACAAAUGUCUUUCCUCCUCUUUAUUUAUUCCUUUGGACCUUUCCACUACCACCACAGUCUAUUUUUUUUUUUUGCUCGUCUGGCUCGUCAUCCAGCUGUAGGCGAGGAAAAACAGACAGUGAUGUGUCUGCGUCUGAAGCGCUUGAGUGCCGUGCCUCUCAGCCAUGAGUGACCCUCACAAUGAGGCUUUUGAAAAGUCAAGUGGAUCAAGUAGAUUCGCAGCCAUCCGCAGGAUUAACCACUGAUCAAUAUGAGAGCAGAUUAAUAGCUGUGAAUUCACGACUCAGGCACUUGAGAAGCAGCAGAGUCUCGACAGGCUGCUUUUGCUUAAUUGGACAAUAAAACACGAUUAAAAUAAGAGUCAGCGCGGUUUCAGUGGGACCCUCAAAACAAGAAGCAGCCAUAGUGGCCACUCCUGUAAAGUAGAUUUUAAUUUGUUGGUGGAGGACUCUAAAAACAAAAGCAGGCUGACAUUUUAAGGUUGAGAAAGUGCUCUGUCUUAAAUAUGGACAGUCAGAGAGAAGAACGUCUUCCUGAGGAGAAACAGAAUCUUUCAUAUGUGCCCUAGAAACAACAUAUGCUCACACUCAGGCGACAGAGCUCUCCAGUAGACAGCAAAGCUAUGCCGCACUGUUGUGAGCUUUGCAGGAAGUCAUGUGAUGUUAUCAUGGAGUAACAAGAUUGGCAGAGAGCUGAGGGGAUCCUCCCGUUGACUGUACAGUCGAGACAAAAAGGACAGAGUCUCAGCCUCCCCCCGUUGUGCUAAAGCAAAUCCAGAGCACCCCCAGCAGUAUUGACGUCUCACUGCUGUUACAGGCCAAAGAACUCAUUUCAUUUACAUAUAAAAUGACAAACAUCCCUCAGAUCAGGAAUAAGAGCUGCUUGUGUCAGUCCAACAGGGCUCACAGUUCUGGAAAGUUUCGUGACUGAGCAUACAUUCGUCCAUUUAGUUGUCAGUCACAGAUUAAAACAUCAUUUUCAGCUUAAAAAACAAAAUAAAACCAAAAUACUUUGAAGAGUUAAAACCUUAAAGCUCCUGUCAAGAUUGUUUAGGAUGUUAAUGAAAUAAACUAAAAUACAUUUUGCUGUCUUUAUAUGAUGUACAUAAGCAAACAAGACCAUUAGCAACAAGAUUAACAAUUUUUAUAUUGUGAUUUUUAAUGUCAUAAAUCUGAGUGAGGGGGUAGGUGUCAGCCAAACGCUAAAAAAGUCUGUUUAUGAUUCCUACUUGAAAUACAUACAGUAAACAACACAUUUGAUAUUCAAGCAUCAUCAGGUUGAGAUGACUUGUCAGAGGGCACCACACAAACUAAGUUAAGACUGUUGUGUUCACGGGGGGCGCCAAAAGUUCCUCACAGAAACUUUACUUUUUAACAAAAUUUAGCAUAAAAAGAACUUGAAGGCCUGACAGAGGUUCAACUUAAUUUCUUUUUUUGAUUUUAAAGUAAGACGCAUGUCCCAUCUGUCAACAUGGAGGAGGCACUGGCCUGGCACGCAUGCUCAAGCAUUUUCACUUCUUUUUUUGCAUCAUUGUUUUUGCACAAAUGGAGCCCCAGAGGUGACAUAAACAUUUAUUUAUUUUAAUUUGCAGCUGCAAUUUGUAUCUUGCCCAUGCAGUUUUGUAAAUAAUCCUUCGCGCGCCUCAUUUGUGAGAGAAGAAGUACAGCGUCAUGGACAGAGAACAUAUUAUCAACGUUUUCUUUCAUUUCGGUAUGACUCACAAAGAGAUACUUUAUAGCUUAGCCACAUUUAAUAUUGUUUUAAGUAGGAGAAACCUCAUCAAGAUCCUUAAAGCACAGUGGCUUUGCCAUCGGCAAUAUUCGGAUUUGCAGGAAGUGAUUUUGUUUAUUAACGAACGGUUAAAUCGCACCUGCAGUAUAAUAAAAGGCACGUGUGGGAUACUAAAUUACACAUGUGAAUUUAAAAAAAAAAAAAAGUUAAUGUCACCUCCCGGGCUUAGUACAAGGUUAGCAUAUGAACACAGAUUUUCUUUAAUGCAAAAGGGAGCACUUUCACUUUAAAAUGGGCCCUUUUUAUUUCAACAAGGGUUAAGUUUGCCAACCUCAGCAGAGGCACCAUACAGGCACACACACGACUGUUUCACCCUGUUGGCUCCGAUGCUUCACAAUGCCACCAUCUUCCUCCAUUAGUCCUCUGAUACAACCUUUAAGAGUGGAUCAGAGAGCCACCGUUACAAACCGUAGUGAUAACAGGAGUGUAAAUAUUCAGCUUUCUGUAGGAACCAUUCGUCACCAGAAGAAUAAGGUUAUCUGAUUAAUACAUAAGAAAGAAGAGGAUAAGAUCGCACAGAUUGCUAAUGCCUUUGUAGGCAUUUGGCAGAGAUAUAAAAGCUUUUAUUGUCAGUGUACUACAGUUAAAGGACAAUAAUACAACAAAUCUGUAUUUCCAGAGCCUGAACUCUAACAAACAUUAUCGUCUUUCUGAGCUCAGAGCUGCUCUGUCCGUGCUUGCCUCCAUUGUGAUGAUUAAGAUUGGAGAUCUUAGGUGUGAAUCGUUGGAGUCUUUCUCCAAUCCCCGUUUUAAUUCCUCCUCUGACUGACAGCGACAGCCUCAGAGUGACUGAAGACAUGUUUGACCAGGUAAUCUUUGUGGAAAUCGCUCCAGCGCUCCAGUAUUUCCAAGAAUAUCUCCACCCCGCUGCUCUGAGUCUUGUUUUAUUUUCUCUGGUUUUCAAACCCUGCAGAGAUACACGUGUGCUCAAUCUGACAGCCGUCCUUUCGCAAAGCAAGUCGAGUGCCUCUGGAGUGUGAGAGACGAGGAAUGUCCCAUUGUGCAACGUCGUCUUUGUGUCAUGUAACACCUCCUGGUAGGCCGCGGUGUUUGCCGAAGGAGAGCGCAUUCUUCUCCGGGGAACGCGGGUUGACACAAGUUCACAGAGAAAAUGUAGUAGUUUGAGGUCAACACCUUUUGUGAGGAGGUAUUUUUUCAGCUCAGAGGACGGGCGAGAAUUAAAGGCAUUUUUAUAACGCUCCUGAGUGAUUUGACCUCUCGUUUUUCAGACGUGCCACGCUGCGCCGGAUUGACACAGCUGCUGCGUGUGAGGUGACAGGUGAUGCAGAGUUGAAAAGCAUUUUUCCAAACCCUCCCUCCCUCCCUCCUCCUGUGUCUCUCUCUCUCUCUCACCCCUCCUGCCUCCACCUGUCUCUUUAUGUAAACCUCUGCUCUCUAUCUGCAGCUUCAUCUCGGGCCACAUUCAAACAUAUUGAACUCUGCACCUUCUCUUCCCCUCGCCUUCAAUCUCUCUUCAUUCAACUUAUCACCUCUCACUCUCUCUCCUUCCCCGGCUUAUCUCACCGUUUCACCCUUCUACCUCAUUUUUCCCCGCACACGUGGCCUCUUUGCAUUUUCAUUGCCUCUCUUUCUCUCUCUCUCUCUCCCUCCUCUCUCUCUGUGUAACAGUAGAUGGAGUUAUUAGUCAGACAGUGGGGAUGACUGAACAGGUGUUUUCCAAAUGGGCCUUUGAGCGCUCGCCGCAUCAUCAUCGCUCCACAGGGGGGGUUGGGGGGGGCGGGCAUUUGUAUGUGUGUGUGUGUGUACGAGAGCUUGGCCUCUGCGUGCCCUUUUCGCCUCAGGCUGAGCCAUUUGCCAGCACGGGGAGAGAGGGAGGGGUGAGAUGUAACUGUAUGUAUUCAUGUGUGGUGUGUGCAUAACAUAUGUAGGUGUGAAGAGGUGUUAUAUCUUUACCAGCUGCUGCUUGUCAUUACUCAUUGAUGCACAACAGCAGUGCAGGAUGGCCUUGGCCCGGCCACUUUCCACCCGCUCCCCUGAAAAGAGGAGCGCUGACAUAUUUAAGAGUCAGAGAAAUGUUCCCGUCUCCACACUUUUCGCCCCCUUUGACCCCAUUCUGCAAAGCUCCCCCACCCGAUGCAUUUGACAUGCCCAAUUUCACUCUUUCUUUUCCGUCUGCAUCUCCUCUCCCGGCUUGGUUUUUCUGCUGCAGGCUUUUAGGACUCACUUGUUCCCUUUACACGCUUGCUUUUGGAUGAAGACCAGGUUCAGUUGUUUCCAAAUCCUCCUAAAUCCUAAAAGUACCACAACAGCCUGACAGUGGUGUUUACCUCUUAAAAGUAUCAGCUGGACUGAGAUUAAGAAACACGCAAAGACAACAAAAAAGGAAACAGUGGAAAUAUGUUGUAUAAUCCCAGAUUAGAAGAUGUGAUUUUUUUUACUCUUAUUUAUAUUUUGUCUUUUUCUUUUUCAGCUGUACAACGAGGACGUACAUCAAACUCUCAGAGCAGCCCGGGACAGUAUCUGACCAACGGCACAGAUCCAUACAACGGCCAGCCCUACCUGUCCGGCUUCAUCUCUCUGUUGCUGCGUGCAGAGCCCUACCCCACUUCCCGCUAUGGGGCCCAGUGCAUGCAGGGAAAUAACCUGAUGGGCAUCGAGAACAUCUGCGAGCUGGCGGCGAGGCUGCUGUUCAGCGCUGUGGAGUGGGCGAAGAACAUCCCCUUCUUUCCCGAUCUGCAGCUCAUGGAUCAGGUGAGUUAGACUCUCUGAUUAUGACUGAUUAAGAUUUACACUUGAAUAUCAGAAAGUUUGACAGCUGGAGAUAUAUACGUACUGCUUUGUAACUGGGAGUUCACCAAGCAGGACAACUGUCUAUUUUCUGCAGAAAUGUAGAUGAUCAAGAAGCAACAGCAUCUUAAAGCUCCUGUGGGGAACUCUUGUUUUAUGUCAGUUUUAGCGCCCCCUGUGGACAAAGCAAUCCCUACUUAUUGUGUCUUCUACAUGAUUGAGUAGAAUCAUCUGGAAAAAAAACUCAUCUUGCUGACUUUUGAGAGUUAAAUGCAUCAUUAACUGAAAGUAUAAUAUGUGGACGUUGUGAAAUUGUAGUAAUCUCAUUGCUCAUGGUCUUGUUUAUUUUUGAAUACCAUAAAAGGCAUCAUUAGGAAUUUUAGUUUUUUUUAUUAAGGUCAAAAAACUCUUCACAGGAGCUUUAAUGCAGCCCAACGACUGAAAAUAAGAAAAAAACAAAGACAAAGUUAAAGUGACAUCAACUUCUGAUUUGUGAAUAUCUACCUGUUAACCUGAAAAGGCCAAAAGCAGAGUUGUAGAGGGUCUUAAGUCUUCUACAGUGUGCACACCUGUCAGUCAAGUCAACUACCCCUAAUUAUGCCAGACUAACAACCUUGAUAUCAAUGAAACAAAUAAGGUAUAAAACAGUCUGCUCCCUGUUUACUGUGUAAGAAUAAAGAAAUAGACCAACCAGACCAAAACUGCUUUUGUACCAGGCUGUAAACAUGUAUUCUGCUGUCAAUAUUUCAACAUUAGUGUCAAUGGAGGCUCCUGAGCUUUGGAGCCGACCCCAAGUGGCCAUUUAAGGAACUGCAGUUUAUAGAGCACAUAUAGACCGGCUUCAUUUCUAAACAGUGGAGGUUGCCACUUAGGAAAACAAAACUAGAAUACAGGUAGCAAAUCUUGUCUAACUGAUUAUUGUGUACAUGCAGGACUGUUUUUCAGCGGGGAAGUUAUUCCUCCUCUUGAUAACUUAAACUUAAAUUUGAAGCAUGUUUGAAAGAUUACAGAAAUAUUUUAUAUCAUAGAAACACAUUCUGAUCAAAACCAAGAGCGCCAAACUCUAACCUCUUAAUGCAUGAUUGAUAAACAGCUCUGCUCUGACGUCUUAGCCUCUGCUUGCCCCUAAAACACGAGACUCGAGCCUUUAAAUAAUCAAGACCGUCACACUUUUAUCUCUUUUAACUUUUGUCUUUUCCCUCUUUGUUGAUCGUCACCUACUUUGCAGCCACACAAACAGAAGAAAUCGCUUGUGUUAUUUUUCAGUGAAGGCACAAACAGGGACCCACUCAUGACAUUUAAUAUGAAUAGACUUGACAUCAAUCCUGCACGUGUAGAUUUAUACCAGCUGUAAAGUCUUGGCACAGAGUGACAGCCUGACCUAUAAAUAUUCACAUGCACCUUGGGUAGACAUAGUGAUCACAAAUGUGUCAUGCUAUAGUUGCACCAUAUCAUUAAUAUAUCAUUAAGGUCAUGUCAACAUGUAGACUUGAUCUGUCCUGUGAGUAUCCAGGGGGCCUCACAUUGCUCUGUUCGUGUUUAACUUUCUUUAUGGACAGUUCUGGUGUGUUAUAUGAAUCUUUUUAACCCGCUGUCAAAAGGCAUCAUGUUAACACAAGCUUGGAGCAGAGCCUUGGAAUUACCCACAUGUAAAUCUAACAGCAGAAAUAUGAUUUAAAGCUCCAGUGAGGAGCGUUUAACUGGCAAUAAAACAGACUGAAACUAAUACCGGUGCCUCUUUAUGACCAACAAAUGCAAAAGCAGCAUGAGCAGAAUGAUUGAUUUAUUUAGUGAAAAGUAUAAGGAAAAGAAAUAAAUGGAGGACACGGAUUAAACUUCAGCAAAAUGGAAAAAGGCUCUGAUUCGUCCACAUGGGGCGCCAAAAUCAAAGCAACCCAAAAGUUUGUCACAGAGGCUUCAAAUAAUGAACGCGUCAUUAUGAAUUAUAGACCUAUAUUCCAAAAAAUAAGAUACACAAUUAGUUUUUUUGCACAUCAUCAGCAUUUAUAACUCGAUUUCUACACAUAACCUACAGUACAUCCUCUCUAAACAGCAGUACAGUUUGACUCCUGGUAGUCCCAAAUAUGAGGAAAGAAAAUAAACCAAGCCUGCAUUUAUUGCUUUUUACUUUGUGUAUUUUGUUAGAAGCACAACUCCUGUAAAAUAUUUGGGGCUUUUAGGCUUUUUUUGAGGAAGAUAGGACAGAGUGAAUAGUGUAGGAAACUAGGAAGAGGAAGACUUCUAGACUCCCAAACCAAAGCCCUUCUACGCAAAACACAUGGUUUAAUGGCUGGAUUUAACUCAGCCUCAUGUCUUCUGUUUGAGAAACAGUAUGUGUUCUUCUAGAGAUGCACCAAUCCAUUUUUUUCCAAUCCAAUCCGAUACUGUUACCUGGGCUGAGUGUAUCGGCCGAUAUCCGAUCCAACACUGCUGUUGAAUGAAUGAACUGUUGCCUAGUUUAAAAAAGGGUAACAAAUUAGCAUAGAUAUAAUUUACUUAAUAUUAUUAACAAAUAACAAAUAACAAAUUGCACAUUAGCACAGAGCAAAAAGAAGGAAGACUUUCAUGUAAACAUUUAGUGCAAAAGGACAGACAGACAUUGACUAUAGAGCGAACAGAAUCUCUGUGUUUCUGUGUACCGUAUUAAUUAAAAGAUAAAAAAGACUGGAUUGGAACGCUGGAUCGGCGUCAUUCAUCAGAUAUCUGAUCCAGUAAAUUUGUCAAUAUCGGAGCCGAUAUCCAAUCCAAAUAUUGGAUCAGCGCUUCCUAUGUACCUCUCAAAUAUUCAUCACAUUAAAACUAUAUCUUAAACAGAUAAGUUUGAAGAGGUUUAGUGUUUUGAAUCAGUCCCCUCUCUGUGCAUCUGUCACCUCUGUUUAAACCUCAAAGAGACAUGUGGUGAUAAUUUCCCGUGCUGAUUUACUUGUGUUCUAGGUGGCGCUGUUGCGCAUGUCAUGGAGCGAACUCUUCGUCUUGAACGCCGCCCAGUGCUCCAUGCCUCUCCACGUGGCCCCUCUGUUGGCAGCAGCAGGCCUGCACGCGUCCCCGAUGUCCGCAGAGCGGGUGGUGGCCUUCAUGGACCACAUCCGGGUCUUCCAGGAGCAGGUGGAGAAACUGAAAGCGCUGCAGGUGGACACGGCUGAGUACUCCUGCCUCAAGUCCAUCGUGCUCUUCACUUCUGGUGAGUUUAAAUGAAGCACAAAUAACGCACAGAGAGCUGAAGUCUCUGAAAUGUCAGCGGGGUCCUGUUAUUGUAACAGAACACACUGGAUGGAGUAAAAAUCUCAAGAAGGAUUAAAAGUUCAUGACCCACAAAUGUUAAAUCCAUUGCAUAAUUUCUCCUUGUUUUUCUACAAGCCUAUUCACUCCUCCAUUUGUAUUGUUUUAACACAAGCCAGCGAACUAUUUAAGAGCUCAAACUAUUUGUAGAACAUUUCCCUGUUGAGUCACAGUGGCCUCACUUUUAAAACAUUUGUGUUUCUUACAGAUUGACACAUUUAUAGACCGAAGCACAACACACUUAAUUUCACAUAAUUACAAUACGCUCAUACAAGAAAGAGUCCUACAAUAACAACGGUCAAUUCCUCACUUAUUAGGAAAACUGAAGAAGCUAUAAAAAGAGAAUUAUCAGGUUUAAAACACAAUAAAUGCGGCCUGUAUUGAUAACAAAUAAGACUUGAACAGCAAAGUAAACUCUUCAAGGUCAAUCCCUCCCCAAAGACCAAUUAUCAGUGACCUUCUGAGAUUAAAUCAGGGAGUCUGUGUUUAGAAGAAAAAAACACAUUUUUAAGACACAAAUUUUCACUUCUUCUUUCGCUGCAUCUUUCCUCUUUAAUCGGAGCUCAGACUUGUCGGUAUCAUGAGUGGAAUCUCAUGUCAACAUAAACAUAACCUCUCUCCUGUGAGUAACUUAACCGCUGCUCAGGUAGAAAAGAAAAGAGGAAUUAGCCUGCAGCUGAUCUUGCUUCCGUUGGCACAGGGAACAUUCAGGUAAUUGGUUUAUUUGUGUGUACAGGAAGACUUAAUCGCAGGGUAUCAAAGCACAUGUAAACAGAUUAACAUUAGUUAGAGAGAUAGUCAUCAGGAGGGUUAUCCUGCUGCUACUCAUAGCCAAGGUGAACACAGACGCACAUGUAAUACAAAAACAUCUCAAACUUUCCAUUAAAAAGUAAACAGUACCUUUAGAUUUGUUGCUUUUCCAUUUAUUAAACAUCAUCGGCUCAAACAGGGAUCAUUGUUGGAAGCUCGGAUGCAAAUUUAGAAUACAGGAAAUCCAUAAUGCCUAAUCAAAUCAGAUACAAAUAUCAAUAACAGACAUGGUGGACAUGCAGAACUGUCUUAACGACAGGAAUAAUCAUAGGUCAUCUCACAGCAGGCAUUUCUAUUUGAGAUUAAAAGCCAAAAUACUCUUUCAGUCAUGUUUAACUUUGUCUAUCUCAGGCAGAUAUUGAAUAAAUGAUAAAUACUUGACAUUAGUUAACGACAUAUCACAGCUAAUCAAUAAAUAGGCAGCUGAAAAAAAACUUCUGAUUGAGGGAAACUGGUCAACCCCGACAUGAACAAUACAGCUAACACUAAAAAACAUUUAAUAUGUUUUUAUUGUACACAUUCCUCCUGUAUUGUGUAAUAAUACUACAAAAUAGCAUUAUCUUUUAGCCACUCAAAUCUUACUUCCAAACUAUGAUUGGCUUUUUUGCUCAGACAGAGGCGGGACCAAACACUUACGAUAGAAAUAUAGAAAUGAUCAAAAUUCAAACUUAGGGUAUUAUUUGUUUUUGCAGGCCACAAAGACACAUCAGCGUUAAUUUCAGUCUGUUUCUUUACAGGCUAAAAACUCCUAACAGGAGCUUUAAAAUAUACAGUUUAUAUAUACAGGAUUGUUACAUCUGUCUAACCCUGAGAUAUUAGCAGCGAAAGUAUAUUGGUUUGUAGAGACAGAAAUGGUAAAUUAAUGUCUUUACUCCAUAUUUAACUUCAUUUUCAGUUUAACACAAAAACAAAACCAGUAUUUGUACUCAUCAGUGCCUGAGUAAUCUAAAUAAGCCCACUGAUACGAAGCCAAGAGGUCGAACAAGUAACCAAUAAAAGCUGCAAAUUCCUUUUCAUGACUGAUUUAACCACAGACAGAGUUUCUCAGAGGGUCUUAACGCCAUGAGACAUUUUUCCCUCUCCUUCCUGGGAAUCCAGUUUGAUCUCAAAGACAAAUGAAGCAGACUUCAACUGUACUUAACCCACAACCUUUUCACCUCCGCCCAGCCUGACCGAGACGUGACCUGGAACGUCGCUGCAGAUAUUGUCUCGCUGCCUCAAUAUGUAAAUGCUGGAGCUGCGGUCGGUCAGAGUCUGUGUCCUCUGAGAAUUUCAUUGGGUUUGAAGAUACUAUUUUUCAAGAGGAAUUUGAAAGUUUAUUUUAUUAAACCUUUAUUUUUCAUCUUUUCAAUCUGUUUUUAAAAGACAGUAUGCCUCAACCUCUCUGACAUUUAUUGCCUUAUUGUUAUAGUAUCGUGGUCAUUUCUCAACCCUGUCCUUUUACUUCAGUUAAUAUCUUCGAAUGGACUUAAAGACGAAGAAAAUGCCUUCGCUCUUUCAUCCUUUCCUAUUUUUUGACCGCCAGUAUCUAAAUCUCUUGAGCCUCUGCCCUCACCUUGUUCAACAGCGCUCCUCUCACUGACUGCAGACACAACAAUUCCAAAUAUGACUGUUUUACAUCCUGGAAAACCCAUGAGAGGCUUUGUUUUGAUACUGCUUUCAUACAGACCCCGUUGAGGUUUAUCCCAGCAGUCACUGGACUCCAGUGCCAGCCAAAAUACUGUCACUUGUGGGAUACUUCACUUGGAGAUCAUGCUUUGUGACCCUGGGGGAAACGGAUUGUGAAGAAGCCAACACUGAGAUGUCCCUUGUCCUUGUUUUUUAUCGCAUUCCCCUCUUUUCUCCCUCGCACGGCUUGUCAGAUUCACUCGACGUGCACCUAGCGCCGCUCCUCCUUGAAUGUAUGUGGCUGUGGAUCCACCUCUCCCCUCUCUCCCUGGCUUUCAUCAGCCAUCUCUCCUUCAUGAUCCCAUCUAUUAUUGAAACCAGUCAUCCACCCCUCCUCCUCCUCCUCGCUCCCCAAACUCAACCUCGAGCCUUGCCCGGGCCCGGGACCCCUGCCCCCACCGCGGGAGUUGAAUUAUGUAUGGUGGGGUUCCAGUGAGAUGCAGGAUUCGCUACAGCCUCGGCCAUGACCUACAUAACCCCUGUAGCCUUGAGCAUCCCAUGUGACUUGCCUGUAUGCGGGCAGAUGUACCCACAUGUACAGGCGCAAAAUCUGCACGUCUCACCAGCAGAAGACAAUACAGUUAGUGAAACGUGCAGAUAUUAAAAACUUGAAUGUAAUGAAGGAGGACAUGCACACACGCACACACUGCAUAGAUUAAUAAACCUGACUCCUGCAGACCUGGUAGGAUGAGCUAACAAGCUCGGACAAUCACCAAUCGUCCCCAGCCUCCCUCUGAGUCCCCUCCCUCCUCUCCCCUUGUGAAGCCCAGUCCCAUCACGCUGCAUCAGAGGACGGGCAUCACAGCCCUGCCACCCUGAUCCCUCACCCCAACUGACCCGGUGUGUGCCCAGGGAUCAGACAAAAGAACACGGCGCUUGGCGUGGAAGGGCGCCCACAGAGCUGUCGCUUCGGCACGCGAAGUGGUUUCAGUCACAUAGACAGCUUCACUAAUCCCAAACAGGCACUGACUGCCUUGUCACGCAGGACCCAAAAUGGCGGCCCCGACAAAAAAGCAGUCCAUCUGCCCCCUGAGUGGAGGGAAGUGCAGCUGAAGCCGGAGCAAUUAUUCACUUAGAAUGAUGAGAACAGUGGCGGCCCGGGCUGGGGAGGGGUUGACACACUCGAUUAAAAAUAUGAGGUGAAUUAAUUUUUGGUGGUGCAGGACUGAGGCUCAGCAGGACAGGGUUUACACAGGGGACAGAUCAGAGUGGGAGAUGACAAAGGAGACCUACAAGGCAAGGUGACAGGUUAAAACCUACCGGCCUGCGCUUUUACCCUGAAAGAGCGUGCUGCAGGAGAAAUUGCCCUCAUCAAAACCUUUCUUCUAAAUGAGGGUUCACACAGGGGGCAGAGUGUGAGAGCCCUCCCCGUGAAUGUACAGUGCGCGGCACAGUACGGUAAAGUGUUUCUUUGUUUUGAGUUCACACAUCUCUGACCUCCUUUGCUAAAUCCCCCGUGCUCUCCCCUGCACACUGAGGGUGUGAAAAGUACCGCGCGCCCUGUUACACGCUCUCUCGGCUGUGCGAGACUCUUGCCAAGGUGUGUGGAGGGGUGGGGGUGGGGAGGAGGGGUGGCAGCAGGAUGAAGCCAAAGACAGAGCAGACCUCCAGCUGCUGGGAAAGGGAACGCCGUUGUGUGCUGUGAACACAGACCAUGGGGUGGAGCAGAUAUGCAGCUCAGCAGUGACAACCACGAAUCUCUUAAAUCAGGCGACGUUUCUGCUCAGAUUAAGGAAAACAUCUGAAAGCAUCCUAAAGUUUGGGCUGAGGGUUCACAACAGUUUGGAUUCUUUGGGUCAUGAUCCAAUACCAAUGACAAAAAUACCCAGAUAUUCAUUACAGUUCCUGCUGGUAUCUCUGUUGUCAAAGUGACCUUCCUUUGUCUCAUAUGUCAGUGACUUCUGUCAUGUUUCUUCAUGCUGGUUUAACGUGGUGUGGUUCCACUGCACCAUCUUCACAAAGCCCUCACUCUAGACGACACUGAAGGGAUGUAGGUCUUUACAGAAAGAGAUCACUGCAGGUUCAGUUAUUUGUUGGUGAUGUUCAGGUUCAGCUUUAUCCACAGGUUGUUAAAGCUUGAUGUAGUGUCAGCUCAGAUGGGUGUGUAGGUUUGCCGUAUUGUUGACUUCCUCUGUUCUAGUUUCACGCCUAUGUCUAAAAUGCAGCCAAUCACAUAAAAAUGUGUUGAGCUGCCUACUUUGAGUCUAUAAAAUAUACUUUAGUUUUAAUUUAGAUAUAUGCUCAGGCUGAGUCUCGUUAUUCCAAAAAACUCACCAUAUUUACCAGAUAACCAAAAACAAAAAGGGAAAUAUAAUCUAUUACCUCAGAUGUCCUGCAAAGCUUAAUAAGAAAGUAAAAUCAUCAGAUUUUUUCUUGGCUCUUUAACAUGAACUCUCUAACUCUAACUUGUUGGAUUAAGAGGUCACAGGAGUUGGCAUCCUUUCCUGAUCACUUUUUCACAUCUAUGCUGUAUGUCAACGACUGUAAACUAGUCCAGGCUUUCUAAUAUCUGACAUGGCUGUUGUUAAGAAUGUUGAAGUUUAAAGAUACCUCAUAUCAAAACUUCAUUUUUUUAAAAUUUCUUAAUCUUCCUCAUACUUCUUGCUCUGACAUUUCUCAUUUAACAUUUUUAAAGAUAUAGUUGGUUGGGCAGCUUUCAUAGACUUGUGUAAAAAAAAAAAAAAUCUCCUCUUAGGGUCGUGAAGAGGAACUCGACUGUGAGCUAAUUCAGGCUAAUUCAAGCUGCACUAAUUUCGCAUUUGCUGUGCGUCAUUCUCACAAUCACCUGACAAACUUAUCCUUUCAAUUAGGCGCUCUGUCUAAGCUGCAGGAUUUCCGGUCUCUGCUCCUCCUUUGCUAAUGCCGCUGCUACCCUGCACCAGAGCUGUGCUCAAACUUUCAGCCCCACCACCACAACGGCAUCCACCUGCAGGCUCUGACUAUAGGGGGUUUAAGUUAUUGGCUCAUCACCACUCAACUGCAUGUACAGACGCACAAACACAGAGUUAUCCUACUGCAGUCAAGUUUUAACCAAUACAACAACUGAAAUAGUUUUUAAGUUACAACUGUUUUCAAUCACAUUUGAGGAAUUAAUCGGACUCACUCUUUUGACUAAAUCUGACUCAGUACCAUGGACGUUAAAGCAGUUCUGCACAAUAACCAUUUUAAAGUUGACCUGCAGAUGAUAAAGCUGCUCAAAUUCCUCUUUGACGAGUCUGACAAAGUGAAAUUCCUGAUAGAUGUUUAUCUUUGUGCUGCACCGAGCAAUCAUCUGUCAUACUUCUGUCCUCUGCAGCUUCAUCAAGGAGCUGAAUAGGCCAAGGUGCUGUCAUUUUAACCUUACACAGCAACAAUUUAAACAUUAGAAUCUAUUUAUUUUAGUUUAUUUAACAGAGACAUAUAUAAUAUGCGUACACAGACUAAAAACGGCUAUUAAAUGCAAGUAUCACAGUGUUUAUAGCAGGUGCUAAUAAUCUCUCAACUGCGUAUGAAAUUAGACUGAAAGUUGUACCAAUGCUUUUCUAUGAUAAACAAAAGUAAACAAAACUGUCAGCAACAAAAAUGACUAUUUUUUAAUCAUAACUUUUAAUGCCUGAAAAUUGUGCAGGAGUGCAAGCCCGAAACAGCCUGAUCUUAGGUUUUCCAUAUAAAGUGUUCACAAUUAAUAAUAGAUUUGAGUGUCAAAAGUCAGAGUGAUGAGAUUUAAUGCCGUAGGACACAACUUAAGCAUGUAUAGGAUGAGAAAUAAAAACUGCUUUGUCAACUGGGAGUGCCAAAAUUAAUAUGUCAAAAGUUCCUCACAGGAGCUUUAAUUAAUCAGUUCUAUCAUAAAAAACUACGUUUGAACUUUAUGUAGCAUACAUGCAUAAAACUGAAGCUCUGGAUGUUCUAUGGGACUAAAAGAGGGCAGAAACACAAGAAUGUCAGAGUUCACCUGUUUCAAAUUAAUGCAUUUAUCAUGAGGUGAAAAUGUGCUUGAUAAAAACAAAAAUUUCAAAAGAGAAAUCAGGACUCAAGACCAGGUCAAAUUUAAGAAUGAUGCAGAAGAGGCAAUAAAUACUUCAAAAAAUUGUUCAAAAUGCAGGAAAAGACAUAUUUUGUGCUAAAAAAAAGUUGUUGACUGGUCAAAAUUCUCUUCAAAACAACAUGAAAAAACAUGAUAAAACCCAGAUUGUGACCCUUCCAUUAAAAAAACAUGUUUUUUCUGCUGUUUGCUAACAUCUGUUGGAACAUUAUCUGCGAGAAAAAGCAAGUUUACCAAUGUUAACAUGGCUGACAAAGCUACGGGAUAAUGAGGAUACACCUUUAAACUCUGUAUGUCCUUCUUGUCUUUAGAUGCCAUGGGGCUGUCAGACGUUGCCCAUGUGGAGAGCAUCCAGGAGAAGUCCCAGUGUGCCCUGGAGGAGUACGUCAGGAACCAGUACCCCAGCCAGCCAAACCGCUUUGGGCGCCUCCUCCUCCGCUUGCCCUCCCUUCGUAUCGUCUCCUCCCCGGUCAUCGAGCAGCUGUUUUUCGUCCGCCUGGUUGGCAAGACACCUAUCGAGACACUGCUUCGUGACAUGCUUCUCUCGGGUUCAAGCUACAACUGGCCCUACAUGCCGGCGGUGCAGCGCGAGAGGCCGAUUUCCCUCCACUACAACGAGAACGGGCCCUGA